CUCCAACCCCAACAAACACCCGCUCGCAUCGUCAGAACUCUGCUCAAAGACGGAUUAUCAAUUAGAUUUUGGGCCUUUCAUUGAGAUAUAUCUUACUAUUUCUUGGCUCUUAUUUCCAGCAGGGAUAUAUUGGCGGUCUUUCGUCAACAAGGCCCCCACGGACGCUAUCGAACCUGGGCCUGUGGCAAUCGACUUUGCUGCUCUUUCCCCUCGUAGCCAUUUCUCACAGCUCUUCAACCGUCAAAAUGACAAACAAGGCGGCCGUGCCCUUCCUGGUCACAAUGAUGCUUGUGACAGGAGUAUGUAAUACUAUUCUCAACAAGUACCAGGAUAUGCAGUGUGUUAGGAACUGUGAUUCUCCAAAUCCCAAAGACCAUCGUCUCUUCGAACAGCCAGUGAUUCAAACUAUUCAGAUGUUCAUUGGUGAGAUGGGCUGCUGGCUCGUCGUUCUAAUGACCAACCUAUAUAAACGCUAUCUUGCUUCCCGUUUAUUUCAGAACCAGUCGCCUCUUCUAGCCGGUGGCUAUCGCCCAGUAAAUGAUGUUGACGGAGAAGAUUAUGAAGAGGACCAAACGAUCGACGGACCCAAUGACGACGAUGACCCAUCGAAACCCUUUCGUUUAUCUGACGGUCGUAUAAAACUUCAAGGGUUGAGGACGUUUCUUCUUGCUGCACCGGCAUGUUGCGAUAUCGCAGGUACUACUCUUAUGAACGUUGGCCUGUUGUUCGUCGCAGCAAGUAUCUACCAAAUGACGCGUGGAGCCUUGGUUCUAUUUGUUGGGCUUUUCAGUGUUCUGUUUUUACACCGCAAGUUGUAUUUAUACCAGUGGCUGGCGCUGUUCAUUGUUGUUCUCGGUGUUGCACUAGUUGGCCUCGCCGGCGCUCUGUUUGGGGACAAACAAGGCCACGAUAUCACUCAAGAAGGUAUGGUGGCGGCAGCUCAUUCAGCCACCCUGGAGAUCCGGGCAGUCGCACAGACGCCAGAGGCUGUUAGAGCUGUUAUUGGUGUUCUCCUUAUCGCUGCAGCCCAAAUAUUUACUGCCUCACAAUUCGUGCUCGAGGAGUGGAUCCUCGAGAACUACGCCAUGGAGCCGCUCCAAGUCGUUGGGUGGGAGGGUGUUUUUGGAUUUACUGUGACGGUCAUUGGGUCGAUCAUUCUGUAUCUGGGCGUCGGGCGCACAGAAGCAGGACGAUACGGAUACUUUGACGCAAAGGAAGGCUGGCACCAAGUCCUGACUCAUAGGGCGGUGGCCGUCUCAAGCUUCAUGAUCAUGCUUAGCAUUGGUGGUUUCAACUUCUUCGGACUCUCCGUGACCCGUACCGUUUCUGCUACCUCUCGCAGCACGAUUGAUACCUGCCGUACACUUUUCAUUUGGCUCGUAUCGCUAGGUCUAGGCUGGGAGACUUUCAAAUGGCUGCAGGUCGCUGGAUUUGCCCUGCUCGUCUAUGGAACAUUUCUAUUCAACGAUAUUGUCCGCCCCCCACUCAAGGCCUGUCUCCCCAGAGACGCCACAGAGAGGGUCCUCUUGCCCGAGGAACCCAUUGAACAUAAUUAAGACUUAUGUACCGAGUUUUCGCUCUUGUGCUUUUUCGGCCCUGCUCUUUUUAUCACUGGUUGGAUAUGUUAUGCAUCGCUCGGAUUCGGUGAUCUCGAGUUCAUUGUUCAUUGUUUCAUUGCUUCGCUGCUCUGCUUUCUAAAUACAGUCUGGCGUUUUGGAUAUGAGUUUAGUCGAGUUUGAAAGGUUUGGUUAUGCUUUUGCUGUUCGCUUUCCCCCUCAUUUCUAUUCGGGUCUAUGAUGAUGGUUAUCCUCGCAAGACUAGUUAUACAUGUGCAAGGCCAUUCUAUGUUUCCUAAACAAAGACUUUCCAUAUCGGUCCAAGGCAUAUUAUAUAUAUAUAUCAUCUAUAACUGAUAACUGAUAAAACAACAUACCCUACCAUUCCUCUCUC
Molecule: messenger RNA, 1950 nt
Organism: Aspergillus versicolor CBS 583.65
Lineage: Eukaryota; Fungi; Ascomycota; Eurotiomycetes; Eurotiales; Aspergillaceae
Product: putative nucleotide-sugar transporter
Exons: 4
Coding region: 246-1556 (436 amino acids)
Biological process (GO): pyrimidine nucleotide-sugar transmembrane transport
Cellular component (GO): Golgi membrane; intracellular membrane-bounded organelle
Molecular function (GO): pyrimidine nucleotide-sugar transmembrane transporter activity
Source: RefSeq, a predicted model, not a curated record